CGUGCCUCCGCUGAGCGAGGCCGGACGCGGCAUCGCCGGGUCAUUCCUAUGGCGGGUGCAGUGCCCGGGCAGCCGGACACGCCUUCUCCAGGGUAGUGUUGCUGUUACCUCACUCGGUACAGAGCGAGUUUGUUUGUUUGCCGAAAACUAAUAUCCCACAUCCACUCAGUGACGGCUCGGGCCCCAGCCACGCUAUGAGCAGCGCGAUCCGACACUGCCGGCACAGAGCGGGUUUGAUGGGCCCGGUGUGAGACUGGAUCAAAUCCAGAGAAGAACAGUAAUUCUCGCAGAAGCACCUUGGGGAAGCGGAGACUGAGGGUGUUCCCAGACCCUGACAAUGACACACCACGGGUUAUGCUCAGGAGAGUCAUCCAGACCCAACCCCAAGUUUCACCUCUGAAACCUCGGAUAUCUAACCAUGAAGGCACGGAAGAAGCUCGUCCAGCACUCCCAUCUAGGAGGGUUUCCAGCAUGGGGGAAUUGCAGCUGCUAGACCUUGCUGCUGAAGAUGCGUUUGUCACUGUGUUCCAUUUGAAUAAGAAAAGGAAGAAAGUCAGCAUUUCUGAAUUUGAGAGAGCAGCAGACAGACGACUUUUCCAGAACCAAGCUCAGUCAACGCGGGACAGCACAACUUUGUUUCGAUCCCUCCGAAUGUCUGUUGGUUCCUUGAUGGCCCCGGACACUGUUGAGAAGAGGGGUUUGCUCCGGAGGCCGAGGAACCACAAAGCCAUUGACAUGGAAGCUUUCGAGGGCAGAGUGGAACAGAACAUGCUGAAGAGCAAUGCACAGAACUAUCUUGUGGACUCGCAGUCCGUGUCUGGGAUUCGAACAACCAUGAUGACCAGUGAUGCAGAGAUCGUGCUGAACAACACAGAGCUCUUUGUUCAGCCUCAGUGUGAUGAACAGAGCCAAAAUAAACUUUCUGCUCUUGAACCCCAGCUGUCACAUUCAAAAACUCCAACACAGAGGAGCAAGAUUUCUGAUGCAGCUCAAGACACAGCAAGGCCGGAGGGUCUGGUGUCCGGUGUGGGCACAAACGAGGGAAGGACACAAAGACAUUCUGAGAACUUGGGCCUUCAUCAGGAGCACAUUGACAGAAUGGCUCCUGUAUCUCCAGGAACACCUGCAAACCAGCAAGAAGAUCAGCAAGAUCAUUCCCAGCAGAGUAAUCCAGUGGAGCGGGUUUCUGUUCAUGAAGAGAAGGUGGCUGGCUCUGUUUGUAGAUUGAGCUCCUCUCUGUCAUCCAGAAGUUCAAGUAAAUAUUUGGGAUCCCCAGUCACUCUAAAUUCUUCCAGAAUGUCUUUGAGAGAAGUUGUAUCCCAAAUAAUUGAAGAUCUAGAAGUAAGUGAUUCAGAAGAAGAGAUGAUUAAUACAGUGAAUGGAGUGGAACAGGAAAAGCUUUUCAGAGAGGCUGCAGAACAUGGUGCAAGUGCUGGGUAUUCUGAACACUUGGAGAAGGAACUGGCUGAAGAAGCAGGAUUGCAGAUAACUGCAGCACAGGACACCAGAGACAAAACAGACACAGCUCCUUCAGCAGGAGAGGGACUGGCAGAAGGCAGCGUUGGAGCCCACGUGUCUCCCGAGGCUGAACAUGAGACUGCCAAAGAUGUUGGAACUAGAAGUCUGGACAGGCAUUCUGAUGCUCUCUCCUCAUCUGAAAAAUCUGGGAUGAAUCCAUUAGAGGAAGAUGAUGAACAGGAUGUGGUAGAGGACCAGGCUAUCGUGUUAGAUUUGGAUGAUCCAGAGGAAGAGCCUGCUGAGGAUGAAAGUGAACAUCCUGAAAGUCAUGAAGUGAAGAAUUUCGAGAGUGAAGUUAGACAGUGCAGACUAGACUUGGAGGAAACUGCUAUGGGCAGUUCCCAGCAGAGAAGAAAGGUUUCCAUGAAGACUCCUGUGUUUGUCCGUGCUGCAGCCCACAACCCCCUGCUCUCAGCUCCACGGGAUGAAAAACCUGCUGCUCCCAAGUCUCCUGUGCAGCUGCUGCAGCCUAAGCAAGUUCCAGGGAGAUCAGGAACAUCCCAAAGGAAACCACGGGAGCCUCAAAUAGCAAGGAGUUUGAUAAAGGAGGUUUUUAGCUAUUUUGUAAAAAUGCCAGUGACCAGAGAAGCAUUCAAAAUUGUUGAAAAAUGCUCUGAGAAAUACUUCAAGCAGCUGAGCAGUGAUCUGGAAGCUUACACCAGCCAUGCAGGGAGGAAAACAGUGGAGAUGGCUGAUGUAGAAAUGCUCAUGAGAAGGCAAGGGCUGGUGACGGACAAGAUGCCGCUGAACGUGCUGAUAGAGCGUCACCUCCCCCUGGAGUACAGGAAGCUCCUGAUUCCAGUCGCUGUGAGUGGAAACAAAGUGAUCCCCUGAGGUGAAGGUGCAGCCCUGACCCCUGUGGGGUGCUCACGAUCCGCUCCCAGGGGCUGCCUGUGGAGUGUUCCACGUCCCUGCUCCCUGUGAUGGUUUUCCACACGGAACCAGUCGGGCAGGGACUGCUCAACGUUCUCCUGAGCAAGGGCUGCUCGUGCUGUGGCCUUUACCCCUCCCUGCUGGGUCUCACCGGCCCUUGUUACACGCAGUUUGACUACCCAUAAUUUUUUAUGUUCCCUCUGAAUACUUGUACAGCUCUGAGGAAUAAAAUGUCUUGUGUAUUCUGCA
Molecule: messenger RNA, 2640 nt
Organism: Corapipo altera (White-ruffed manakin)
Lineage: Eukaryota; Metazoa; Chordata; Aves; Passeriformes; Pipridae
Gene: CENPT
Product: centromere protein T
Exons: 15
Coding region: 355-2352 (665 amino acids)
Biological process (GO): mitotic cell cycle; chromosome segregation; kinetochore assembly
Cellular component (GO): kinetochore
Molecular function (GO): protein heterodimerization activity; DNA binding
Source: RefSeq, a predicted model, not a curated record